AUGAAUCUCUAUCCAGCUACAAUGUCAGCUCCCAGUCACUCUCACUCCCACGACGGUGGCAUCUCGCACUCCCACGAUGAUGCCUUUGGAGGCCAUGGCCACUCGCACGAGAUCUACGACGGACCAGGCUCUUAUAUGAACCGCGAGCAGCCGCUUUCGCAACAUGAUGGGAGGGAUUGGAAGGAUAGAGCUUACACAAUUGGCAUUGGCGGACCAGUUGGAUCCGGCAAAACGGCCCUUAUGUUGAAAUUAUGCCUGGCCUUGAGGGAUGAAUACAACAUUGCCGCUGUGACCAACGAUAUCUUUACAAAUAUCGAACAAUACAGAGAAGAUGCAGAAUUCCUCACGCGAAACAAAGCUCUCGCUCCCGAAAGAAUCUCCGCCAUCGAGACCGGCGGAUGCCCUCAUGCCGCCGUCCGCGAAGACAUCAGCGCCAAUCUCCUCGCGCUACAAACCCUGCAACGCAAAUUCAACACCGAUCUCCUCCUAAUCGAGUCCGGCGGCGACAACCUAGCCGCCAACUACUCGCGCGAACUAGCCGAUUUCAUCAUCUACGUAAUCGACGUCGCUGGUGGAGACAAAGUGCCCCGAAAAGGCGGACCGGGGAUUACGGGUAGUGACCUGCUGGUUAUUAACAAGAUCGAUUUGGCGGAGGCUGUGGGUGCCGAUUUGAGUGUUAUGGAACGUGAUGCGGGCAAGAUCAGAGAGGGUGGCCCGACGGUCUUUGGCUCGGUGAAGCAUGGGAAUGGUGUGGAUCAUAUUGUCAAUUUGAUCAUUAGUUCGUGGAAGGCAAGUGGAGGGUAUGAGACGAGUUUGGAGAGGUGGAAGAAUGGUGCUGUGAGAGGGUCUGGAGCUGUUUAA
Molecule: messenger RNA, 861 nt
Organism: Talaromyces atroroseus
Lineage: Eukaryota; Fungi; Ascomycota; Eurotiomycetes; Eurotiales; Trichocomaceae
Product: putative urease accessory protein ureG-like
Exons: 3
Coding region: 1-861 (286 amino acids)
Molecular function (GO): GTPase activity; nickel cation binding
Source: RefSeq, a predicted model, not a curated record